Molecule: messenger RNA, 7149 nt
Organism: Phasianus colchicus (ring-necked pheasant)
Lineage: Eukaryota; Metazoa; Chordata; Aves; Galliformes; Phasianidae
Gene: KCNQ2
Product: potassium voltage-gated channel subfamily Q member 2
Biological process (GO): potassium ion transmembrane transport
Cellular component (GO): voltage-gated potassium channel complex; membrane
Molecular function (GO): voltage-gated potassium channel activity
Source: RefSeq, a predicted model, not a curated record
UCUAUCGGGUUUGUAGUUGCUCCUUUUGUCCAGUUAAGUCUUCUGCUGUAUCCCGUUGGCACCAGGUAUUACGAUACCACUUCCACACGCAUCCUUCUGCUGCCAGUGGCGGUGGGAGUGCCAACCCCUUUGGUGGUGCUCCGGCAGCACGUCUCCAGCUUUCAAUGCCCUUUGUUCAUGCAGACAUCAUGGUGCUGAUCGCGUCCAUUGCCGUGCUGGCAGCGGGCUCCCAGGGCAACGUCUUUGCCACCUCGGCGCUCAGGAGCUUGCGCUUCCUGCAGAUCCUGCGCAUGAUCCGCAUGGACCGGCGGGGUGGCACCUGGAAGCUGUUGGGCUCCGUGGUUUACGCGCACAGCAAGGAGCUGAUUACUGCCUGGUAUAUUGGCUUCCUCUGCCUCAUCCUGGCCUCUUUCCUGGUAUACUUGGCCGAGAAAGGAGAAAAUGAGCACUUUGAUACAUACGCAGAUGCACUCUGGUGGGGUCUGAUCACCCUGACCACCAUCGGCUAUGGGGACAAGUACCCACAAACCUGGAAUGGGCGACUGCUGGCUGCAACCUUCACACUCAUUGGUGUUUCCUUCUUUGCUCUCCCUGCCGGCAUUUUAGGUUCGGGUUUUGCUCUGAAGGUUCAGGAGCAGCAUCGGCAAAAGCACUUUGAGAAGAGACGCAACCCAGCAGCAGGCCUGAUUCAGGCUGCAUGGAGGUUCUAUGCCACCAACCUGUCCCGCACAGACCUGCACUCCACGUGGCAGUACUACGAGCGCACCGUCACCGUCCCCAUGUACAGACUCAUCCCACCUUUGAACCAGCUGGAACUCCUGAGGAACCUGAAGAGCAAGUCGGGACUAACAUUCAGGUUAGCAACAGAGAGUUAGGAGAGCUUGGAAAGCUCACACUUCUUCACUGCAUUUUUUUUUUUCUUGUUUUGUUUUUUUUUUCCCCCCCAUUCCUGCCUUUUGCGUGUCGACAACCUUGAAGAUGUGAGAGGUGUUGGCAGCUGAUCCCCACGGGUUGCUCAGCGAUCUCCUUCCCACCCCUCUUCCACGCUGCCCAUGCAUUUCUUCAGCCUAAUUUGUCUCUGGAGUAAUGUUACAGCGCUUGGCUGGAAAUGCAAAGUGGUACUUUAGAGGAUCAGCUCAAGGUGGUGUUCUCAGUUUGCCUCUGACCUUCCUGUUCCUCACUGCCCUUGGAGAUUUCUCAUGCCCACGAUGUGCUAAUUCAUUCCCUACCCUCCAUCUUUCCCUGAGAGCAGGCAGGAUUUAGUGGUGAGAAAAAGCAAGAGGAUAUUCCCUUGGUCUCUCUCCCCUGACUGAAGCACCGUGUCCCAGAUUCCCGUAGCUCCAUAAACAGGUUACAAAAAUCAAAGAUCCUGCUGAGCUGGAGCACAGCACGUGGCAGUGGUGGGUCAGACUUGCAGCAUUGCUGUGAGCAUCCUGCUGUUUGGAAACCAUCCUGCUCAGCACAGCUCUGCUUAUCCUCUGGGUGAGGCUAUCAGUUAGUCAGAAUCACGACUUCAUGCCUGCUAAAUUUGCUCUGGUGAGAUAGCAACGAUUGCCCCAGAAGGCCAGGCAUCCUGCAGCUUCAGUCUGCACUCAGGAGGGAUCGUUUCAUGUAUUUUAAGCAAGGUAGGCCACCCCAUUUGGUGACAGGGGCAAUGCAGAGCCUUGGGGAUAGAGAAGAGAUGCUGAGCUGGUGAGUGGUGGGUGGGACAGCACCUGCCUGGGCUGUGACCCUGCAGAGUGCAGGGAUCUGGAGACCCAUGGAUGGGUCAGACUGCAGAUUGAGUGUGAAUGUGUGAGGCUGGGGCUGGGCUGAGCACAGAGCAGGGGGAUGAAGGCAUUUUUUUAGUCUCUUCAAUCCAAUUUGCCCCCCACCCCCAGCAGCCAGCUGGUGCUUGGAAGGAACCAGGGGAUGCAGACCUUUACACUGCUGACAUUCACUGCCUGCUCACUCUCUUCUGGAGCUGCAUUCUUUCAGCCUGGUGUAAAGAAGGUGUGAAUAGCUGAAUGCAGGACAAGUUUUCCUCGUACUGCAGGGAAAUGCUACCAAGCUGUUGGUCAGUAAAAGGGAGACUUUUUUAGUGUGGCCAUAGGUUGGCUUGUGAUGUUGUGCCCUAUCCUUUUGCAGGUGUUCACCUCACUUUGUCCUCAAGGUCCAUGGUUUUUUCAGUGCAGCCAAGUGGUUUGGGAUCUCAGUGGGAAACUGCAUGCAAGAACUGUGAUCCCCACUCCCUCCACAGAGCCUUUGCCAAUGACAGAAAGGAUGGCUGAGGUGGAGGACCUGGGGCCAGGAGUCUGUACCUCAGUCCCAGUUUUUUCCCAUUGGCCAGGAGGGAGAAGCAGGUACCCCAGGCUCACAGCAGACACUCCAAUCCAUCCGUAUGUGCAGAAAUCACUCGAGGAGAUGCUUUUCCAAAGGAAGGAGCUGCUCUCUGAGCACACAGAUGUCCUCCUUUGCUCACCCACAUCACACGGCCCUGGGGUGUCUGAGUCAUGCAUAGGCACGAGGAUGGGUUGGGAGCAGUUUUACAGCCCUGUGCAUUGUAUGUGUCUUCUCUGAGGUUGUGUGAGUCUCCAGUGAUCUCCUGUCCAGGACAGAAACUCCAGGAAUUAAGUACUCCUUUCCCUCUUUUCUGUCCACAACUUCCACUUAGUUGUACUGUUUGGUAUUGUCUUUUCGUUAUGUUUUAACAGUGAAGCAGCAACAUCUGUUGCCACCUGACACCAUGCUAAUGUACUAUUGCUUCUGUUUAAAGGAAAGAGCAGCAGCCCGAACCAUCGCCAAGGUCUGUAUCACUGCCAACACGCCAUCCCCAUGCAUUACCUGUAGAUCUGUGUGUGUGUGUAUGUAUGUGUACCAUGUCGUGGCACCAUCGAGGGAAGCAUCCUAGGUAUUAACGUGCUUUUUCUGUGCUGUGGCAGUCCAAUGUAUCUACGUGUAAUGCUGGACCUUAAAUCAUCUCUCCUUGCAGUCUGCCUGGGUGGCUAUGAGGAUAGUGAGGCUGUAGGGCAGAGGGACAGCAGUCGGUAGGGCUGCAGACUUAAUUUGGGGUGACAGCAGGGCUUUGGUUGAUGCUGCUUUUUUUUUUUUCCCCCUUUCGUUGCUGGAGUUGCAGCUGGAAUGGUGUAAGAGGGGCUUGAGGUGUGCCAAUGGUGGUGUUGCUUUGUCUGUGCCACCACCAUCCAACGUGGAGGUGACUUGGAGCACAGAGCCAUUGCCACGUCAUCAAGGUGGCAUCUCCCAGGCAUGGAGGGGCUCUCUGGCACAGCACUGAGCUGCAUGGCAGAAACAGCCCAGCCCUGCCUCGCUCUCUGAGUGAUGCCCAGUCCCUGCCCUGCUUCCCUUCACGUGCAGAGCGUGCUCCGCUGGGUGCCCUCUGCACGUGGUGAGCACCUUCCAAGGCCAGCCAAAAAUCUGACCUGAAGGAAAGUUUCUAUCACUUCAUAUGUCCCAGGGAAAGCAGCAGGGCUGGUGUUUGGGAUGCUUCGGGAAGACUUUUCGUCCUUCUCAAACUACUGAAUUCUGGGAUUUUUUCCUCUUUUUUUUUUUUUUUCUCUCCUGGUUCUUACAGAAGUAAUUUUGGGACUGAAUCUCCGUAUUUAUUUAUUUUUUUCUUAAGGAGCAAGAUGCAAAACUGAUGAUCUGUGGAGAUCAUCUGCUUGGCUUUCAGGUCUUCCAUCCCAUAUCUCAAAACUUAGCUUAAAUAUUGCAAAUAUUGGAAAAUGCGUUUUAGUAGUAUGACAAGAGCCUGGCAUUUUGCAGAUGAAACUUUCUGCUGUGCCUUUUAGCUUAUCAGAGGCCAGAAACUAAUUUUCUCCUAGCACAAAAUCCAACCAAAGAUGUCUGUGCAGAUACAGUGCCAACUAAAGGAAAGAAAUUUCAUCCUUCCUUUAUUCCCCCCGCUCCUCUUUUUUUUUUCUUUUCUGUAUUUCAUUUGAGCUUUUUCUUUGCAAGCAGAACCUCCAUAGCACUCCAUCCACUCCCUGCCAAAUAAAUCAAAUCACCAAGAUCGUGUUUCAACGAGCCAGAAUUUCUCUUUUCCCACUCAGGGUCCCAGUUGGUGUAGUGAGAACAAAGGCAGCCUCCAUUCAACUUGAUUCAAGCAGGGAAAUGCUCUCUGGGAGCAGAGCAAGGCUGAAAUCUUGGUCACCUGCCCUUGGGAUCAGGGACUGCAUUGUCACAGGAAAUCCCUGCUCAACCCCAGCAGCUCCAUAGCUGGAGGACUGUGAGGACCACUGUCCUUCAUGUGGUCCUGGGUACUGGUCUUCCUUCUGCAGGCAUCUGUCCUCUUGCAGCCCUCGUUUUCACCACUUAGCACAGUAAGUUAAAUGAUAGCAUAUUUUCUUCGUAGAGGUUGCAGGUUUUUUUCCAGUUCAAUUUCUACAAUGCUUUCUUAACCUUAUGCCACAGAAAGAAGUAAAAACAGCCUUUCAUUGUCCUUAUUGAAAGUAUUUCUUACUAUAUAUGGCUCCUUCAUCAGGCUCAUUUCCAAAUGCUGUUUUCCUGCUCCAGUGUCCAUUUUGUGCAACAAUGCUGCUCUUCCAUGGAAGAUGCUAAACCUUGAACCCAGGCAUGCUAAAGCUGAGGGUCUGUGGUUGCCAUAUGUGUGACAGUAGAGGACUUUGCAGAUUGCUCAGUUCAGCUGCCAGGGCGGAGUCAAAGUUCUUUCCAUCUCAGUUUUAUUAGGACAAUAUCACUUCUCCCUGCUCCUGCUUUUCCUUCAAAAAACGUCUCAGACCUCAGGAAGGCAUGGUGCACAGAAGUCCCUAUAUUCAGGGGACCCCAAAUCAGCUGUUUCUCAAGUAAAAGUCCCUGGGGCUUUCACAGUAACAUCCCGAAUCUCCCACCUGCUUUGAUUUCCAGCAGCCCCAUUGAUUCUUAGUGUGUCAUCCUGUCCUUACAGGAAUAAUCUCAUCUCCUCUGCCAUUCCACCCAAUGGUGUAUCUCUAGCUCUGCUUUGUCAUUGGUGAUCAUGACUGAAAACUCCCUGGCUGAGUCACUUCUCCUAGCAGACCCCAGCACUGCUCUGUUACUGCUUUGGCAAGUGAAGCAUUUUCCCCUUUCCAUUUCCAUCGAAGUAACAAAAUGUCCAGUCUCCCAUCUGGGCACAGCUGGAUCUUCUUCCUAUUGCAGCUCUUUGUAGGAGUGGCUGAUUUCCUAUAUCCAUAACCAAUAGAAUAUCAGGACAUCCUUACGGCAAGUAGCACAGAAAUGGCUUUUCUGCUGUGUUGCAUCUUCCAGCAUUUGAAAUUGGAGUGGAGAUGCUGGCCCAGCUUGUGGGAACGUGCUGUGCAGGACUGGCCUGUCCCUGGGGUCUCACAGUUCUGCCCUCUGCCCCCAGUACUGCUGUGGCUUUGCUGAUUUCUGUUGAGAUGGCACUGGGAGAGCGGCAGCCUGAGCUGGAGGGAUGCGGGGAUGUGAGCAGGUUAGUGAGGGGGGGACUUGGGGUCGCCUGGAAUCAUUCUGGUGGCCUUUGGUUGGGUCUUGGCGUACAGUGGGACAGCCAUCAGGGAGACAGGUUAUGAUCUCUCUCUGUCAUCUGUUUUGUUCUCCACUGUGAGCUUUUCUGCAUCUGUCUAUGAGCACAGGGCAGCCACAUGCUGACCUGCUGCAGGGGACAGGAGCUCAGCUCCCUUGGCACAGAGCUGGGCUGCCAGAAACAGAACAGGCUCUGGCCUUUUGCUACAUGCCAUGGGCUUCUUUGCCAUUUUUAUUUUCCUUCCAUUUAAAAAAAUAAAAGAAACUGCUGACAGAGCCUCCUCCACUGGGCUCUGCACCAACGGCAUCUCUGAGUCCACAGGGUCUGGGUCACAAAUCCAAGCUCUCCAGUGCCGUGCAAGGAGGAAUUUGAUGGCUCCUCUGCCAUGAGUGGUCGGGUUGAAAAUUCAGUGUUGAUUUUCUCAUCUGACUGUAAUGUUCAAAAGGAAGACGGGUGGUUAGCCAAGGCUGCAGAGGCUUUUGUGGAAGAGGUGUGCUCCAAAUGAUUUGGAUCUGAAAGCAUCUAUGACCAGAUUUGUUGGGCAGGAAACUCAAGGUGAAUGAACUGGAUGAUCAUAAUAACCCGUUAAUAUUAGAGAAAAAGAAACAGAAAAAUUCCUGGGAGCUGGGAAGCUUAAAGUCAGAUUACUUUGUCCAGCAUGAGUUAAGUUCUGUAGGCAAUGAGAGGAACCUCUUUCAAAGGUUGUCCUCAGUGGUGGUUUAUCCCCAGCCACAAUGAACUCAGCAAGAUCUUGGCCAUCAUAUUGAGUGAACGCUGGACUGGGCCACUCUGUAAUGUGUAUGUAUAUCUGUGUGUAUCUCUCUCUUUCUCAGUGUAUGUACGUGUCUGUCUGAGAUGCACACUACUUCCAUAGCUCUGCUCAGGGCUAUGAUUCAGGCUUUAGGACGCACUAGAGGAUGCCUUUGGUUGACUCAGGGGACCCCUGCUCUUGCCAGCCCAGGGUUGCUGACUUUAACCUGUUAAACAGGUGGCAGAGACUCAUGCUGGGAUCGACAGUAAUCUGAAAAUAAUCAGUUGCCUUUCAGGGAGCGGAUUAUUUGCACAGAAGGAACCGCAUCUUUCCAUAGGGACCCUGAGGCUCUGCAUGCUCAGCGCCCCACAGCCGUGCCGCGAUGCUCAGCCCCCGGUGGCACCACCACUCCAUGGGGACAUGCUGACCCAUUGUGAGCUCCUGGGGACGUGGGGUCCUAUUGUGAGCCCUCAGCAAGGAGAGGGCUGAGCUCGCGCGGGAUGCGGGAGGAAUUCCUGCAUGUCCCUUCUGUGCCCACUGCUGAGCUCAAGGCUGAUGUGAGAGUGGGGCUUUGUGCCCUUCCCUCCCUCAGCCUGCCCAUGAGCUCAGCUGGGACAUCAGCUUUGGCAGGGCCACCUGGUCAACCUGCCGCAGGCAGAGGGCUGCUCCAUGGCAUGAAUACCCCUAUGGUAGUAGGGGGGGGAUCAGUGGGCACUGGGAUGGGUCCACAGAGCCAGGAGCUCCCCAGAAGUGAUAGGGGAUGUCCAAGGUGUGGGCAAAACUCAGUGCUGAGCGCUGAUGUUCUGAUGCUUUCCCAAAAGGGACUGCACUGCCCCCUGUUUUAAUCUGUGUAUUUUUUUUUUAUGCCAGGCUUAAGCUUAUACUAUUAGCUGUAUGAGAAGUGCAAAUAAUUCACAGA